Knipowitschia caucasica is the source of this 537-nucleotide messenger RNA. NCBI's taxonomy places the organism in Eukaryota, Metazoa, Chordata, Actinopteri, Gobiiformes, Gobiidae. The record is from the annotation of a GenBank genome assembly.
AUGGAAACACCUCCACAGGACCAGGACCUCCAGAUCAGCAUCACUGCCAUGGCAACACCCCCUCUGAGGGAGAGGGGGGGAGAGGGGGAGGCAGAGGGGGAGGUAGAUGGGGAGGUAGAUGGGGAGGGGAGCGGGGAGGUCCCAGUCCACAGAGCUAAGAGAAGUGUGUCUGUCCUGGGUCAGGACGUGGGAGACCAGGGGGGGUCCAGGAGCCAGAUCUGGGGAGACAGGAGCGGGUGGGGCCAGGAGGAGGAGGUGCUGGAGCAGUGGCAGCGAUGGUGGUUGGACCGACACACCAGGGACCAGAUGAUGGUCCGGAAACUCAUCACACCUGGUGACACCGAGGAGCAGGAGGACCAGAACAACCCCGGAGUCAUGCGCAAGAUCUACGAGGAGUUCGACAUCUCCUGCUGUCCCCUGGUCUACUACGGCCAGAGAUACCAGCGACUGUAUGUGAGUGUACCAGCGAUACCAGAGAUACCAGCGACUGUAUGUGAGUGUACCAGCGAUACCAGAGAUACCAGCGACUGUAUGUGA